AUGUCGUUUAAUGAUAACCUGGCCACCAACAGCAUUCGCUGUCUCGCCGCUGACGGCGUCCAGCAGGCAAAAAGUGGGCACCCGGGUGCGCCUAUGGGAAUGGCACCUAUCGCAUAUGUUCUGUGGUCUGAAGUAAUGAAGUUUGACAGCAAAGACCCGGAGUGGAUCGACCGUGACCGCUUUGUCCUUUCUAACGGGCAUGCGUCCAUGCUUCAGUAUGUCAUGCUGCACUUGAGCGGUUAUGAUCUUUCCAUGGAUGAUCUCAAAAAGUUCCGUCAGUUGAACUCUCGCACGCCUGGUCAUCCCGAACGCGGUGUGACGCCUGGAGUUGAGGUUACCACCGGUCCACUUGGACAGGGCAUUGCUCAAGGCGUUGGACUUGCCAUUGCAGAGGCCCAACUGGCGGCAACGUACAACCGUCCAGGCUACAACAUCAUAGAUCACUGGACGUAUGUGUUCUGUGGUGACGGUUGCCUCAUGGAGGGCAUCGGGCAAGAGGCUCUUUCUCUUGCGGGUCACCUCGGUCUUGAAAAACUGGUCGUUGUGUAUGACUCGAACCGUAUCAGCAUCGAUGGAAGCACUGAUAUUGCCUUCACCGAAGAUGCAGCCAAAAAGUACGAGGCACUCGGCUUCCACGUUAUUCCGGUGAGUAAUGGGGAUUCAGACUUCACUGCACUGCGCGCGGCAUUUGCUGAAUGCAAGCAAAUCAAAGGACGCCCUAAGUUGGUGAUAGUUAACACAACCAUCGGGUACGGUUGCCGGUUGGCGGGGUCUGAGAAGGCACAUGGUGCACCUCUUGGUGAUGACGAAGUGGCACGUGUGAAAGAACAGUUUGGUCUUGAUCCCACCAAGAAAUUCCAUGUGCAACCGGAGGUUUACGGGAUAUUCGGUAAGAACGCUGAGAGGGGUGCCUCCCGUCAUGAAGAGUGGCGUGUGCGAAUGAGGAAAUACACCGAGGAAUUUCCACAGGAGGCGGAUGCUCUGCAGAACCAACUUGAUUUCAAACUGCCCCCCGACUGGAAGUCGAAAUUGCCACUCAAUGACAAGUCCAUUGCCACGCGGAAGGCUAGUGAGAAUGCCCUUGGAGCCCUUUUAACUCUGACCCCAGCUUUGGUAGGUGGUUCCGCAGACCUAUCUCCCAGCAACCUCACACGCCCGGGUUCAGCCCAGAUGGUUGACUUCCAAAAGGACACUCCGCAUGGGCGCUACAUCCGGUACGGUGUACGUGAGCAUGCGAUGUGCGCUGUCAUGAACGGCAUGCACGCUCACGGAGGCUUUGUUCCAUAUGGCGGCACCUUUCUGAAUUUCAUUGGCUAUGCCCUGGGUGCUGUGCGCCUUGCCUCACUGGCUCACCAUCAUGUUGUGUACGUGGCUACUCAUGAUAGUAUUGGUGUCGGGGAGGACGGCCCGACUCAUCAACCGGUGGAACUGUUGGCACUGUUGCGUGCCACACCCAACUUAUUGGUAUUCCGCCCAAGUGACCAGACGGAGACAAGUGCAGCGUGGGCCCUGGCUCUGGAGAACACAAGGGGCCCGUCCAUUCUCUGCUUGAGCAGGCAAAAUACCGUGCCGCAGCCGACCUCUAAGCUGGAGGGUGUGGCGAAGGGAGCUUACAUCCUGAUCCCGGCAGAGAAGCCGCAGCUCAUCAUUGUUUCAAGCGGUUCGGAGGUUUCAAUUGCAGUUGAUGCCGCGAAGGCCCUCAGUUCGGAAGUGCGCACCACCGUUGUGUCGAUGCCUUGCCAGGAGUUAUUUGAGCUGCAGCCAGUUGGAUAUCAGCAAAAAGUAUUCCCUGAAGGCGUGCCUGUUAUCUCCAUUGAGCCGUUUGUUAGCACGGGUUGGGAAAGAUAUUCGCACUACCACAUUGGUAUGGAGGGCUUCGGUGCCUCUGCGCCAGCCGAUCAACUGUACGAGUACUUCAACAUCACCGUUAAUCAUGCCGUUGAGGUUGGCCGAAAGCUCGCCAAGAAGUACGUAGGGGGUACAGCGCCAGCGAAGCGGUCCCAUUUGUGA
This is a messenger RNA of Trypanosoma brucei brucei TREU927, 2010 nucleotides long. RefSeq names its product transketolase, putative. Gene Ontology annotation, molecular function: transketolase activity. The coding region runs from base 1 to 2010 and encodes 669 amino acids. Gene Ontology annotation, biological process: pentose-phosphate shunt. NCBI's taxonomy places the organism in Eukaryota, Euglenozoa, Kinetoplastea, Trypanosomatida, Trypanosomatidae. The record is from RefSeq and is a predicted model, not a curated record. Gene Ontology annotation, cellular component: cytosol. The transcript has a single exon.